UCACGCUGUUUCAACAAACCAUGUUCUUUAGCAUUGUUUAUGUUUGCUACCACGCCCAAGGGCUUGAAAAGUACACAGCAAAUUUCCCGGUUGGAGAAGCAGAGCAUGUACAAGUUCCAUUUUCACCAAAUUCUUCGCAUUUUUCUCUGUAGCUGGUUACAGUGUUGACCAAAAAUGCAGACGCUUUGUGUUUGUGGAGAUAAGCAAUGGCGUUUCGACGCCGAUUCAUUCUUCGGCUCUCGCCUGUCGUUUCCGACUACUCAUUUGUCAUUUUGGCCACCCAGAAGAAGUUCAGUAGUGUCCAUGGUGGUUAAGCGCAGCCCCAAGCGUCUCAAAUACACCACUGGUUCUCGAUUCACCAAGGAAGAUGGAUUGGUGUACACUGAAGCAGACCCAUCUGCCUCUGAUUCUUGGAAAUUGGAACCGAUUGUCAAUCUCUUGAAACAAGGUGCGGUCGGAGUUAUCCCCACUGAUACCCUGUAUGCAAUAGUAUGUGACCUUAGAAGCCACUCUGCCAUUGAACGUCUUCGUAGAAUCAAGAAUAUAGAAGCUUCAAAGGUUGGAUUGUGUUUGACCAAAUUAGCAUUGUCCUCGAUGUAUAUCUUUUCCUGGUACUAUUACUUGCAACCAUUAAUGUACUUGCAGCCUCUUAGCAUCUUGUGUCAUUCAUUUCGGGACAUAGACAAGUACACAGCUGGAUUUCCACGUGGUGAUGGUCAAGGCCAUGCAAAUUUAUUCAAAGCUGUUAAGCAUCACUUACCUGGUCCUUACACAUUCAUCCUAAUUGCAAGCAAAGAAUUACCUAAGCAAUGCAUAAGGUUUGGGACGUCUUCUGCCAAAUAUGCAUCAAGAAAAAAUGUGGGUGUACGUAUGCCUGAUGAUGCCAUUUGUCAAACAAUACUGAAGGAGAUGGAUGCGCCAUUGAUAUGUACAAGCAUCAAGUUCCAGAAGGAAGAUGAAUGGAUGGUUGACCCAGUUAUAAUAGCUGAUACAUAUGGACCAGAGGGUCUUGAUUUUGUUGUUGAUGGUGGUGUAAGAGUGGCCGACCCAUCCACGGUUGUUGACAUGACAAAAAUGCCUCCCAAAGUACUACGACAGGGAAAGGGUCCUAUUUUACAUUGGAUGGAAUUUGAAGAUGAUCAGAAAACUGAGAUCGAUAAGGAUCUCAUCCCUGCCGGCAUUUGAAAGAAAUCAUCCUCUCCAUUGAAGAUUUAGCAUUCCGAAACCAGUUCAAUACUCUUACCGACUUUGCUUCAAGCUCUCGUAGAAUUGGACUCAUUUUUCUUUUAUGGGGGAGGGGCAAAAUAGGAAGAGAAGAAAAUGUAUAAACACGUGAACAAACGUGAGAAUGUAAAGGAGAUAAUUUCAUGUAAAUAAAAGUUCAUAUUCGCC
Vigna angularis (adzuki bean) is the source of this 1392-nucleotide messenger RNA. RefSeq lists its product as hypothetical. The record is from RefSeq and is a predicted model, not a curated record. Gene Ontology annotation, molecular function: double-stranded RNA binding. NCBI's taxonomy places the organism in Eukaryota, Viridiplantae, Streptophyta, Magnoliopsida, Fabales, Fabaceae. The coding region runs from base 175 to 1185 and encodes 336 amino acids. The transcript is spliced from 9 exons.